AUGGCAACAACAGCUUCGCCGGCGUCCGUUCUCAGUAACGGUACAUUCUUUGCAAUUGGAAAUCCAUUACUUGACAUAAAUGCAAUAGUGGACUUGGAAUUUCUUGAGAAAUAUAAACUAGAAGCAAAUGAUGCCAUAUUAGCAACCCCUGAACACGAAGAAUUAUUCCAAGAAAUAAAACAUCAUAAGCAAGUUCAAUUUUUCGCUGGCGGGUCAGCACAAAAUAUGAUGCGUACAAUAAUUUGGUUUUUACAAAAGCCAAAAGUAGCAGCGUAUAUGGGAUGCGUUGGAAACGAUGCUUCAUUCGACAGAUUACAAGAAUUAGCUGAUAGCGCUGGCUUAAUAACUUCAUAUCAAAUAAAGUCGGGAUUCCCAACUGGAAAAUGUGCUGUUUUGACUACAGAGCAUAGCCGAUCAAUGGUUGCUAGUCUUGGAGCUGCACAACAUUUCACUAUCGACUAUCUGGAUAUUCCUGAAAAUCGGUUACUAUUUGAAAAUGCAAAAAUAAUAUGUUGUGAAGCAUUCUUUAUCCAAUCAUCUUUUGAUUCACUAUUGGAAUUAGCUGAACAUGCACAUGAAUACCAAAAAAUCUUUUGCAUCACAUUAUCAUCAAAACAUGUUGUGAAAAAACGAAAUGGAAAUCAUCUGUUAACCGCAUGGCCGUAUGCAGACUAUAUAUUUGGAUAUGAAGAAACAGAUGAUCUUCAUGCGAUAAUUACUGCGUUGCUUGACAUACCCAAGUUAAAUAAAUCCAGACCUCGUAUUAUUGUUAUAAGCAGACUAUUGGAACGCACAUUAGUAGGAAAAGGAACAGAAAUUACAGAAUAUACAUGGAAAUGGCCACCACAUAUAGUUGAUACACAUGGAUGCGGAGAAGCAUUUGUAGGAGGUUUUUUGGCAUACAUGGCAUUAGAAAAGAGCACCGAUGAAUCUGUUAAAGCUGGAAUAUACUGUGCAUACGAAUGUCUACAACGAACUGGAUGUACAUUUCCAGAUCGAGUUUCAUAUGACCCUGUGACAUUUUGGAAAUGA
This is a messenger RNA of Rotaria socialis, 1032 nucleotides long. The record is from the annotation of a GenBank genome assembly. Lineage: Eukaryota; Metazoa; Rotifera; Eurotatoria; Philodinida; Philodinidae.